Molecule: messenger RNA, 3337 nt
Organism: Helianthus annuus (common sunflower)
Lineage: Eukaryota; Viridiplantae; Streptophyta; Magnoliopsida; Asterales; Asteraceae
Product: SH3 domain-containing protein 2
Exons: 14
Coding region: 2035-3156 (373 amino acids)
Molecular function (GO): protein binding
Source: RefSeq, a predicted model, not a curated record
UAACCUCUUUCUCCUUAUCUCCCGUUUACGCCUCUCUCUCUCUCUCUCUCUCUCUCGCUCAAUUUCAAAUUCACAAUCCCAAUCUCAAACGCUCAUUAUCAUGCCUUCUUCUUUUCAUUUGUAGAGAACGAGAUGCUAGAGUGAGGGAGACAACCGGUGGGUUCCGACCACCGGUUGCGGCAAUGGUUGAUGGCCUUUAGAGUGGCCAAAGAUGAAUAAGUCGGUAACAAUCGCAAACCUCGGCGGCGGCGGAUCUAGGGUAUUGCGAUGACCAGAGACAACUGUCGUUCCCGUUUUCUUCCACGUCAACGUUUAGUGACCGAAAAGUUGGACACCAGAAGGAUCUUGAAACAACUUGCAAGGAAAAUUUAAAGUAGCUUUAAAGGAUGGUUGCAUAUUAGCUCAUGCAAAUCCCAUGACCAUGCUUCAAACCAUAGUUCACCAGAAUAAACAAAGUAUGGAUACGAUUACACAAUCAACUAUCAAAAUGAUGGUCUAGGAAAUUGUCGAGUAUAUUCAUAUUAAGGGCCUGGUUGACAUGCGAGAUCUUGGGAUGCCAUCUAAAGCCCUUUCCGAUGAUAAACGCCAUAAAACACAAGAACUGUUUCAUAUGCCAGGAGGUACAACCCUUUUUAGUCAAUUUCUAUGUGAAAAGAUCAAAGUAUAUUCACUACACCAUAAUCCAUUUAUAAAACAUGUUCCAUGUAUAUAAACUGCACACAAACACACAAAACUGGAUGUGUUUUGAAUGGCUAUAAUUUAGGGGUGCAAACGAGCCAAGCCAAGCCAGAGCUCGAGCUCGAGCUCAUUUAACUUAUGAAAGCUCGAGCUCGGCUCACAUGUACCUCUUCAAGCUAGAGCUCGGCUCGUGUAUUACUUUUUAUUUAAUUUAUAUUAAUUAUAAUAAUUAUUAUUUUAUAAAAAAAAUUCUUAUUUUUUCAUGAUUUUAUAAAUAGUAAUUACUAUAAUUCAAAUAUAUAAAUAUUAGUUAAAAUUUUAUAAGUAGUGGACUCGUGAGCCGGCUCGAGCUCACAAGCGAAGCUCGGGCUUGUUUGCUAAGCAGCUUGUUUUUAGGAUCAGGCUCCAACUCAUUUAAGCUCGGUUCAUUCGAGCUUUUUUUCGAGCCGAGAUUAGUAGCUCAGCUCGUUUGCACCCCCUACUACAAUUUAUUUAUUUAUUUUUAAUCAAAUUUAUUGGAAUUUAGUUUGGUGAUGGAAUUCGGAUGGACUUAAAGUUGAUUACUGUUUUAUAACUAUAAAAGUUAACAACUUUGUUUUGAAUUUGAUGAAUCUCUUCACUUUGUUAACUUUGUUGAUCAAAGACGUGAUCUUGCAAGUCAUUCCUUUUAAGUCGACCAAAAUAGAUAUGGACUCGGUCUGGUUGAAUUAACCUGAAAAUACCUUUUUAUGUAAUAAAUAUUAACCUGAAAACACUUUUGGUGACUUUCAACAUGUUCUUUGUUAAACAAAUUAUUUUUUAUUAACCAUUUGAAUAUGUAUUUAAUCAUGCAACAUAAGUUUAUAUGAACUUUUUCUUUAUAAAAAAUGAAGAGAAUGGUCAUUUAAAUCCUGUUGCAUUGGCAUACACAUGUUAUAAUGAUUUUCUCAGAUUGGGCCUACUGGUUGUGGAUGUUGGCCCUCCUGCUGAUUGGGUAAGAUCAAUGUGCAGAGAGUUGUAAGUUGGUUGUAUUUCCUUUCUAUUUCUUUUAUAUUUUCUUCUGUUUUUGUAUCUUCCUUUGUUCAUAUUUGAUUUUACAGAAGGAUUGCUUUGAGGUGAAGGGUCAAUCAGUCUUUUGAUUUAUUUAACUGGUUUUGAUAUUUGAUUUUACAGAAGGAUUGCUUUGAGGUGAAGGGUCAAUCAGUCUUUUGAUUUAUUUAACUGGUUUUGAUAUUUGAUUUUACAGAAGGAUUGCUUUGAGGUGUAUGCUUUGGUUUAUGGGCUUUUGCAUGUAAAGACUAACAAAUCGGAUCAGAGGAACAAAUCUCCGGCGAAUCUCCGACAGUUAUCUUUCUUGAUUUCCCGGUGAGUUCGUGAAUGGAAGCGAUCAGGAAGCAGGCAACGAAGCUUCGAGAACAGGUUGCCAGACAACAACAGGCAGUUUUCAAGCAGUUUGGUGGUGGCGGUUAUGGAGGUUCAGAUAAUAUGGUGACUGAUGAAGCAGAACUCAUGCUUCACCAGAAACUCGAGCGGCUUUACAUAUCUACACGUGCUGCCAAGCAUUUUCAAAGAGACAUUGUCCGUGGCGUUGAAGGAUAUAUAGUCACUGGUUCCAAACAAGUUGAAAUAGGAACUAAAUUAUCAGAAGAUAGCAGAAAAUAUGGUACCGAGAAUACAUGCACUAGUGGAAAUACACUAUCACGAGCCGCAGUCAACUUUUCACGAGCGCGUGUCCAGAUGGAAAAGGAACGCGGAAAUCUACUUAAAUCUUUCGGGACACAGGUUGCAGAGCCAUUGAGAGCAAUGGUAAUGGGAGCUCCACUUGAAGACGCUAGACAUCUUGCUCAACGUUAUGACAGAAUGCGACAAGAAGCAGAGGCACAGGUUAUUGAAGUUUCUAAACGACAAGCGAAAGUGAUAGAUGGAAGCGGGAAUCCCGAGCUGUUUUCAAGACUUGAAGCAGCGGAAGCGAAAUUACAAGAUCUGAAGUCGAACAUGUCAGUAUUGGGAAAGGAAGCUGCAUCGGCAAUGGCUGCAGUUGAAGCUCAACAGCAAAACAUGACACUGCAAAGACUUAUUUCCAUGAUUGAAUCGGAACGUGCCUACCACCAGAAGGUUAUUCAGAUUCUUGAUCAUCUUGAAGGGGAGAUGGCAUCGGAGCGCCAACGAAUCGAAGCAGCUCCUCCUCCACCUAUGGAAACAUCUCCACCCCCACCCCCGUCAUACGAAGAAGUGAAUACUAAAAACAUGCCUACCUCUCCAACGCAAAAUGGUUCCAAUUAUGACGUGGAUUACUUUUUAGGAGAGGCUAUGUUCACAUAUAAUGCGGUCUCUGACGUGGAGCUCAGUUUAUCAUCCGGUGAUUAUGUUGUUAUCAGAAAGGUGUCAAAUAAUGGUUGGGCAGAAGGUGAGUGUAAAGGGAGAGCAGGAUGGUUUCCGUUUGAAUACAUUGAACGGCGUGAGCGUGUUCUUGCAAGCAAGGUUACUCAAGUGUUUUAAACUAUGUUCAGUCUCUACUUUACUUGCGUGUUUGUAUGUAUUUAUGGACUUUGGAUAUAAGAAAACAUGAUUUGUUUUUGUUCUCAAAAGACAUCCUUGUCUGCUCUUGUUCUGCUUUGAUUUUGUUGUAGGAGCUUCGACUUUUAUAAACAUUUGUAUGUAUAAUAUAUUGUGGUUGCUA